GAAACCGCGCGUCCAGUGAGCCAAGCAAGCAAGCAAGCAAGAGACCGACCGACGGGAGGGCGGUCGGACAGACAGACAGGCGGAUGGACGGGCAAACAGACGGCGCUGGGUCCCGCUGCACUUGGUUGAGCCGAGAGAAGUGACGGCGAGCAACGAGCGGGUGGCUGACAAGGCGGAUAGGAGAGCCACAGAGAUCCAGGUAGGCUGAAAACAGGCAGGAGCCAGGCUAGGCACCGAACAGGCAAGCCACCGAGAAAGGAAGUGAGCAGGCAGGCAGGCAGACGAACAGACAGAAAGGCAGCCAAGAGCCAGUUAGCCGGGCUGAAAGCAGGCAGCCAGGGAGCCAGGCUGGAUGCUGCAACGGCAGCGACCAGUCAGGAACAUAGACACACACAGACAAAGACGAACAGAUAAACAGACGGUCGGAUUGUCGUCGUCGUCGUCACUCACGCGACUGGAAGAUCGUCUGUGUGACCUGUGAGACUGCGCUGUUGUGAGUAUGAGUGAGGGAGCUGCUAGACAGCAGUGAAACGGCAGUCAGAGCAGGCGCAGCAUCAGCGGUUGGAAAGAACACUGACGACGACGACGACUGUGGGCUUCAAUCACUUGCGUGUACCGCUACUAUUACGAGUAGAACAACAAUUAUUAUUACAUAUGUAUCUAUCAUUUAUGGUGUCUGUGCUGAGUGUGACGGAGUCAUCACUGCGACUAGUGGAACAGCCGUAGCGGCAACGGAAGGUGCUAGCUCCCCCGGAGACCAGCCACCCCCCCAAACAUCAAUAGCAGCAGCAGCAGUGAUCUGUGUGUCGUUUAAAGGUAAAGGGGUGGCGCUCAGAUUACUCUGCGCGAGAGUAGGAUCGCCGAAAACAACCUGAUCGCGUCAUCAGUUUGCACUAGUACGACAAUAGAGAGCCUAUACGCCGCUGCGGCCACUGCCAGCAGUUGAAGCUGGUGUUAGUUGUAGUGAACGUAAGCAGGACGGACCGAUGGACCCAUGAACAAACGAACGAACUGAUAGGCAGCAGCAGUAGCAGCAAACAUCCCUGGCAGUUUAGAACAACAACGGCUGCAGAAGUCGAAUUAGCAGCAAAACAGCGGUAGCUGUUGCUAUCGUCAUCGUCAGGACCGUCAACAAUACCAAAACGAGCUGAGCUGAAUCAAGGCAAUCUACAGCUGUCUAGGGAGCAGUUCGCAGUCGUCAACCGUCGGCAGUCCUCUAGCUAAACACUGCAGCACAAGCAACCCUCAACUGGACAAUCAGCAUUUAUAUCAUCGUGGCGAUUGCAGUUGUUCCCGUUACGAGCUUCUUGCGACGGCUUUAUGAGCUAUAAUAAACGACCGUGCAUUCAGAAGCGUUCUUAUCACCAACGAAAACAAACACCGCUAUUAUUUAUCGGCCGCAGCCAAUGAUAAUGAUAAAAAUAAUAAUGGGACGAUAUUAAUUGGUGUGGUGAUUCAAUUUAGACGGCCAGUAUAUUUCCUCUGUCUCUUUACAAUAUUUAGCCACAGUGAGCAAGUACGGACAACUAAUCCGUUGAUCGUCACAAGUAUCAGCUAAAACAAAGAGAUGACUGUCAGUACUGCCAACGUCGUCAUUACCUUCCACUCUAUUAUGUAAACUGUUGCUGUUGUAACCGUUACUGGCGAAGUCGCGAAUCCGCUAGUGCCCGCGAAAUUUGAAUUAAGAGUGUACUGCCGAGUAUUUAUUGGUGAAGUCUGCGUCUAUCUUUGGACGUCUGUGCUCAGUAGUACGGAACGAAAACAACAACAGUGUUCCGCGAACUACAACGAGCGAGCGACUGGGUACGAAGCGGUAAGGGCGCUGACUAUCCCCACUAUCGUCGCUGCAGUUUUCACUAUAACCCGUUGCAGCAGCAACAGCAGAGCGAGAAUUGCUUCUGGCAUUAUCUUCAAUACCGCUGGUACCGUGCAACGUUUCACGUGUACGUCGUGGAGCUGUCCCUCUGUAGAUUGUACCUCAAUCACGCUAGCCACUUUAGCAGUAGAGGUAAGACGAAACAGCAACAGCAACUGGGGCCUGCUGCAGGUGUCCUGCGGCGAUAUUCGUUUGCGUCAGGUUAUUAUAGCUCUAAAGAUGGUGGUAACAGGUAAAAUAUUUUCUAGUAGCUGGAGGUAGCGACAACGAGCUAGACCACACAGCCUGUCGGCCGAUAGGCAUAACCAGCAGCAGCGUCUCAAUUUAGUGAGCCAAUCGCGCUUUCGGUGGGAGUGAGCUGAAAUGAUAACGGCGCUGACCGUGGCAGACCCGCUGAAAACUCCACUCCGAAUUAUACUACGGCAAAAGGCAGUAAGAACAGCAACAAUACUAUCGCCACAGCAAUAACAGCCUCUGCCGAAACAACAAUUAACAAUAAGUGAUUUUUCUUCGCCCCGUCGUGGUUCAACCGAAAAACCUUCUACAAGACACUUCUAGUAUUACCUACACUAGAAUAUCUGAUAGGCCUGUCUGCAUCUGGACUUCGUCAAUUUAUUCUGCUACCGGGCAAUUCUAUAUAGUGCCGUGGAUACAACCGAAAUAGGGUAACAAAGAAAUACCAGUGUUCAGUAGUUUUCGAAAUACUUUACUAGUCAAUUCAUCAAAAAACGCGCAAGCAUAUGGACAAUGAAAGAACAGAUCAAACGAGAUGCCAACGUAUAUAGUCGAUAAUACAAACAGGUAGAACAGCGAUACACUGCGCACUGGUGAGUCCUACUAACGAAAGACAAACGGCUUACGGUUCGCAUGGAAGGUAGUGUCCAUACGACAGAAACAACAAUCAGCAACAGAAAAUAUAUGCAGCAACUAGCCGACGAUCUCCACAAAAAUCUCACCUAACCUGUUGUCUCCUAAGAAGGCUAGAAACAGUAGCAGCAGCAGUGGAAGAAAGAACAACUCUAAAAUUACCGCUAAUGAUAAUAAUUUUCCAAAAGGGAAACAUUGUCACAUCAAUAGCUAGCAAUAAUAUUAGCAGCUGACGUUCGGAAGAGGACAGAGCUAAGGGCCUCUGCGCUUGUUCGCAUCACACAUCAGUCCACUGAUCAAUUCCGUUUUUUCGAAAAAUUAGACACCCAAUAACAGCGGUAUACGUCAACUCAGCUGUCGCUUCUGUUGCCGCCCCCGUCGCUGGGGUGUCUACUCGAAUGUCCUUCUCGCCGAUAGUGCGCGUGUCGAUUUAUGAGACUGUCCGUUCGUCAUUUACUACAAUUCCUAUAUGUACCUAAAUUGGUCAGACGACUGUCUGUCAAUGUAUUCUGGAUGUCUGUGUGCUCGCGCGCGUUUUGUUCGUUUGUCGCUCAGCGGUAUCUCAAUAUUCACACUGCUUUAGACGGUCACCUAUAAUAAUAGCCACUCUGUGUUGUAGCAAAUUACAAUCAAAACAACAACAGUAGCAGUAGUGCAACUAACAAGAGAAAGACGAACACGCACAGAAAAAUAGUGACAUUUCGAUCCAGCACUUGCGGGUCCACUUUGGACAGGGCGGAAAGUGCAGAACAUCAAUCGCCGUCGUGUUCCUGCUGUUGAGGGGAUCGAGGCGCUACAAGAAGCGAGACACCAGAGCGGCCAAAGGAAGAAGUACUACCGCCACUAAUUCCAGCGGUAUUGAUUCAAAUAUAUUUUAAAAAUAGAAAAGAAGCUUGUCAUCUUUCUAUCCCGAUCUUCGUAUCCCGUUGUAUCAGUUGCCUCACCGACUUUAUUGUUCCGCCGCAUAGCUUCGCAGCUGUAAGAAGGAUGUUGACGAUUCUUCAACUUAAAUUUUGAGCCCUUCCUGCUUGAUCCAGCUACUAAAUCCUAAUUCAUAAAGGAAAAAGCUUAUUACAGGCGAAAAGAACGAAAAUGACAACCAGUAAACAUAAAGCAUGCGUGAUGCUGUAAGGAAGUAACCGCACAAUCGGGCGACAACCGUGGGCAACAACAACAACAACAACAACAACAACAGCAACGUAAUAGAGAUGCGGAAUUGCAUUGCGCUAUAAUAGUACCGAUCGUAUGCGCAAUUACUAGUGAUCUAGCUACAACCAAUAACCAGUACCAACCAGCAAAUCCCGCGAUUGUUUAUCAAUGCCAGCCGGCCAAUUGUGGCCUGCGUCUACUAUGACUGUAUGAAAGCGGCUGUAACAAGAAACAACGACAGCGGUACUACUAAUAUUACUGUUAGCAGCAGUUCGUAGAGGAGCAACUGUACCGACGAAUUAUACACAGUUCUCAUCAUUAUUGUUACUAGCAGCGGGAAACACCUCAGUGGCGGCAGCUGUGACCGUUUUGAGCGCGGCCGCGCCAUCACUGCUUUAAGGUAUUGCAGAAUCUGACGGUUAGCAAGUGCUUGUCUCAGAGACCACCAGCUUUCGGCUAUCGUCGAAGAGUUUGUCAAGGAAUUCAGUCUAAUUACUGGCCGCUGCUGGCCGCUGACCAAAAGCGGUCGGCGUACGAGUCAGCGACGCGCACCCUCGGCAGGAGAACGUUGGUGCCAAAGACAGGAAAGCAGUCGAAGGCACGUCUGAGAGCCGGCACCAGCGAGACAGACCUUUGCCGUGAGACAGCCAUAAAGAAAGAUAAAAAUGGCAAAAUAGCUCAAGAAAGAGAAGACGAUUGUGAGAGAAAGUGUUUUCCUGUCUCUCUUGUUCCAGUCGCAAAGAAAAGAGCCAACGACGGGUGGCCUCCACGGGAAAACAGUACGUGAGCGCCUGUAUAUCUAUUUGGGCGUGCGUGUCCUGCUACUUCUAAGAGUCUCGUUCUUGAGCUUCUCGAACAAAAGUGCGGGUAGAUAAAGAUACACGGCCCGUACUGACAGUAACCUUUCCUUUUUCACCAUGCAUUUGGCUAGUUACUUAGCUAUCAAGCUAGUAAACAAAAAAGAAAGACGAGCCACUGAGCACCGCUGAGGCCGCUGUCAACACCAACAGCGCUGGUUGCCGCAGCAGUAAUCUUCAUCCAGCAGUGUCUCCACACUGCUGCGCUAGUGAGCGAGCGGGUAAGUGAGUCUGCCGUCUCGGAGGCAGCAGCAGCAACUGCGGCAUCACUAGCGUCGUCGUCUUUGCGGCCUGCAAUGGGCCUGCAGUAGACAACGACGACGACUAGUCGAGCCCCCAUAGCGUGGUCGUGCAGUGGUUAGUGGCGCUGGUUCUCGUUGUUGGUGCGCGAUCGAGCAACAAACAGGCAGCUGACGGACGACGACGACGGCAGUUUCAGCAACGGUACUGGUGCUGACGGCGGCAGCGGUAGUGCCGCCUGUAGCAGCCGAAAAAGCAGCCCCGAAGUUGGCAAGUGGCUGCCACAGCAGCCAACUGAGAAAGAAAUAAAGCAGCCGUUAGCAGCCGUCGGUGAAUCUGUCUCCACCGAGUACUGUCGUCUCCAGUGACUGAGCGAACAGCAACAGCCGAGUGGCGGCCUGACGGCGGCGGCGGCGGCGGCGGCGGCGGUGGUGGAAAGACGCUAGACAGACAGGCAGGCAAGCUGGACGCUGGUCUAAAGAGCGUCGUCGUCGUGUUAUUGUUGUUGUUGUUGUUGUUAUAGAGCCGUACACGCUCGCCGACGCUGGUCGUUGUCAUUCGUUGCUUUGGACGAUAGGAACAAGUAGCAGUAGACUGGUGUUGCUGGAGAUUGUUGUUAUGCUGCUGAUGUUAGUGGAACUACCGUCGCUCUGUGGGUGUGUUGUGUACGCGCGUGUCUCUUUGUGUAAAAGAGUAAAGGCAGAAUCAGCAGGGAUCUUGAAGACCGAACUACCAUCACCGCUAGUAGGUUGUUGUUGUAUAAUAAAAUAUAACGGAAAAGGUGUAAACGAAGAAACAAAUCCCCAACUGAAAAGCUAUUGAAGAAAUAACAAUUACACUGUAUUGAUGAUAGUUAUUAUAACUAACUCCAAAUCUCGACUACGAAAGCAUCGACCAGAACAGAAGGAAGAGAUAUCUGAAACUAACAUUGUAUCAUUACAUCUAGAUUAAUAAUAAUAAUAUUGAAAGUGACUGCGUUCUUCAGUUGUGUUCAGUUCACCCGACGACGAUCCAACGUGUGUCCAACUAAUUACAGACGCAAGAAAACGAAGAAGAAUCUAAAAUCUAGUCGAAACAGUGGAUACUCCAAUUAGUGGAGAUUGUUAAUAGUCAUAACAAAUAGUAAAGUAAUUAACUAGCCACGGUGUGAAGUAAAGGCCGUAUCAGUUGAUGGUCGAGCCGCCCGGGACUGUGAGUGUUCUACUUCAAACAACCGUUACACGGUCACCAUCUUAUAAAGAGUUACAGUAGCAGCAGCAGUAUAGUGUAUCCAUUCCUCGACAGUUUAUUGUGACCUUCUAUUAACAGCUGACGCCAGAUUGAAAAAUACCAUUAUAACACCGUAAAGAAACAUGUCAAGUAACGCCACCUCCAACUCCGGGGGCUCAUCGACCCCCUCUUGCUCGACCGCACAGGCUUCUAGCAGCAAACAGACCUCAACCAAUACCACCGAACGGGUCGUCAAAAGUGUCCCUUUCCCUCCAUCACACAAGCUGACGAUCAGCGAGGUGUUCGAUGCAAAGACCGGCAAGCCACGCGUCGACGUCCUUAAGCAGCACUUUAUCCAUGAAGGCCGCAUUGAGGAGGCAGCUGCUCUUAAGGUCAUCAAUGAGGGCGCUGCCCUCCUGCGCCAGGAGAAGACUAUGAUCGACAUCGAGGCACCUGUCACAGUAUGUGGUGACAUCCACGGACAGUUCUACGACCUCAUGAAGCUAUUUGAGGUGGGUGGCCCUCCAGCUACCACCAAGUAUCUCUUUCUGGGGGACUACGUAGAUCGAGGAUACUUUAGUAUUGAAUGUGUAUUAUACCUGUGGGCCCUGAAGAUAUGCUAUUCAAACACACUCUUCCUGCUGCGCGGUAACCAUGAAUGUCGCCACCUUACAGAGUACUUUACCUUCAAGACCGAGUGUAAAAUUAAGUACUCAGAACGUGUAUACGACGCAUGCAUGGAGGCCUUUGACUGUUUGCCGCUUGCGGCUCUUAUGAACCAGCAAUUCCUCUGCGUGCAUGGCGGUCUUUCGCCCGAAAUACAUACCCUCGACGACAUCCGGAGGUUAGACCGGUUCAAGGAGCCUCCGGCGUAUGGUCCGAUGUGCGAUCUAUUGUGGUCGGACCCCCUUGAGGACUUCGGCUCGGAGAAGAGUUCCACUGAACAUUUUAGCCACAAUAGCGUUCGCGGCUGCUCGUACUUUUACUCGUACGCAGCGUGCUGCGACUUCCUUGCGCAUAACAACUUGCUGUCGAUCAUCCGCGCCCACGAGGCCCAGGACGCCGGUUACAGGAUGUACCGCAAAAGCCAAACGACCGGCUUUCCUUCACUCAUCACCAUAUUCAGCGCGCCCAACUACCUCGACGUGUACAACAACAAGGCGGCCGUGCUCAAAUACGAAAACAACGUGAUGAACAUUCGCCAGUUUAACUGUUCUCCGCACCCAUACUGGCUGCCCAACUUCAUGGACGUCUUCACCUGGUCCCUGCCCUUCGUUGGCGAGAAGGUGACGGAGAUGUUGGUGAACGUGCUGAACAUAUGUUCAGACGAUGAGCUGAUGACUGAGGGCGACGAUACAUUUGAAGGCCUGCCUGGUGGAGUAGACUCGACGGAGGACAGCGGAGCAGCCAGCGCACGCAAAGAGGUUAUUCGCAACAAAAUUCGUGCUAUUGGCAAGAUGGCUCGGGUCUUCUCUGUGCUGAGGGAAGAGAGCGAAAGCGUUUUACAACUCAAGGGUCUUACUCCUACCGGUACACUCCCGAUGGGAGCCCUGUCGGGCGGCAAAACGUCGCUACACAGCGCACUUGCCGGAUUCUCGCCGAACCACAAGAUUGCCAGUUUCGAGGAGGCGAAGGGGCUGGACAAAAUGAACGAACGCAUGCCCCCACGAAAAGAUGCGCCACCAACGCCCGACGGAAGACCCCCUGCUUCCUCAUAGGUAGCAGUGGUAAUCAAGGGACACAACAACAAGAGCAGCAACAACAGAUAAUAGUACCCCUUGAAUACCCACGACGAUGCAUGACCGUCCCACAAUACCACAUCUCACAGCCUCCGCCAUCAUCAAUCACGGUUUAUAUUCGGCCCGUCGUUUUCCGAUUUUGUUGGGAAAAGGAUAAUACUAUCAACAUAGGGCGACAGCUUAUACGGCAUAAGCCCAUCCAUAGUCAUACAUACGCAGAUGCAACCUUGGAGGGCACAAUCAGCAGAGUUGCCGGUUAAGGCUGUCGCGCAACAUACUACCAACGCCCAAAACGCCUCACAAUAGCAAAUAACUGGAAAUCAUCACCUCCGACCCAACCAGCCUGAAGAUCACUGCAGAUUUCUGUAGUACCACAUUCAAAAUGACAUCCCGUAGAAUGUAAUUGGUCGUGCCCGCCCGGAAGCGCAGGUGAAAGAUCGAGGCUGAUGGUAUCGACCGGCAAAUGUUAAAAAGGACCGUUCCAUAAAGAUUAGAACAGGAAUAAAUUAAUUGAUUAGAUCAAACUCACUUUCUCUAGGGGAGACUGAUUUGGUCAUAAACGGCAUAGGGAAAACAUAGAAAGAAGAAUUAUAGAAGAUGUGCGCAUGUUAUAUAGAAGGAGAGAACGAUGCAGCUUGCCUUCUAGUUUCUCCCUGGAUAAGCAAAGCGACAAAAUUAUAGCUCUUUAAUGAAUGGGCUGAUAAUUAGGGAAUGCGGCGACACAAAUACGAGUCACAGGUUUCGUCGGGUUCAGACGACGGGAAAAUACGGGACUAAAGUAAAUCUCGUGGAACAGUUAAACGGAAGCUAAUAGAUAAAUUACCUUCUCUCCCGUCUUCUGCAUAGUCAAAAAUCAGUUCUCAUUUCUUACAAAGGUUUAGAUCUUACAGACAUCCAGAGCAGCUUUUCAUGAUAUACUCUGAUAGUGUGCAGCGCCAUAAUCAUGUCGUAUACAAUGGUCGUAUAUAUAAUUACAUAAGCACCGGCCGACAAGCCCACCCCGGUUGAUACAAACCUAUAUAUCGUAUAAAGCCAUUGAUUGAUAACCAAUAUAACUGUUAUUUAUAUUAUAUAAAAUCCUGUCUAAGAUUUUCAUUGGGACUAUAAGUUGUACUGUUAUGUUUGUUAACAGAUUUAUUGAAAAAAAAAAGCAAUGGAAUUUAUUAAUAUAUUGCCAGAUAAUAUGAUGCCGACGAAUGGCGGGUUAUUGAAUUGAGUUUAUUAUUGUAUGACAAUUUUGUUGAUACGGACCGUGAUAUGUCAGUUCUUAGUAUCGAAGUGUACAUUACCUAGCUCGAAGCAGUAAAAAUAAUAAUAUGUGACUGCUUUCCUCAGAAUAUAACGGCUAUCCUUUAUCACGCUAUCAAAAUAGACAGUGAUGUCCAUCGCUAUCGCGAAGUAAUGCCAUAUACCUUUGCUGCUACCGUUGUUACUAGUUUUCUAGUUCUAUUCAGCGUAGCAAUUGCUAUAGCCUUAAUUGGAUAUAAUAUGGCACAGGACCAUAACGGCGAAAAAAAUCAUCAUUGAUUCACAAACCUUUUCUAUUUGAUUAUAGAAAAGCUUCCUCGGUUGAAACAAGUUAUUGGAUAGUUGAGCAUUCGAGGUUAGGAAAGAAAAAUCAAAUUAAAAGCCAAUUUCAUGACUCAUCGAGAGAUUGUUAUGGCGUCGUGAGGGUAGUAAAUUGACGACUAAGAUGAACAAAAUCAAAUAAUACUACGAAGAAACUGAACAGUUUAGCUGAAUGCAGCCACUUGUUAUGUUAGAAAAAAUUGAUGCUAGGUUUUCGAAGCGCCACAAGAGGUAAGUGAGCGAAACUGAAGUUAUCGAUUCUGAUGUCUCAACGUUAGCGAAAGCUACAAGUUCAACAUGAGUCGAAGGAUAGGGAUGGAAAGGAUUAUUGAUCGUCAAGCUUUAAAGUUAUUCCUUUGGGCAAAUUUCGAAAAAGCUGCAAAUGAGCACAGCCACCCCCUCCUUCGCCAUCAUGGCAAAAACAAAUGAUAGGACAUCAUUUACAUGAUGUACAUCAAGCCAUUACAGUGAUAAUAGUAAUUACAACAAGAACUGACAUAAUUUUUCUAGUCAUUUAUGAUAAUAAUGACGGUUGUUUGUAAUAUGACUAUAUUAUUAUUAUUAUGAUGAUGAUGAUGAAGGACUAGACGGUAACUAAUGGGAAAGCAACUGAUUAUGAUGAUGAUCCAGAGUGUAGUGCUCGAAAAGCGGUAACGAUAACAUACGCAACGACAGCAAACGCGUAACGAAAACUUACUGUUAUGACGAAAAAAACGUAAUAUAAAAAUAAUAAUAAUAAUAGAAUGUGUCGUCAAUGGUGGUGACGACGACAACCAACAACAAACACCCCAUCAGAACUAUCAACAAUAACAGAAAGUAGCAGUGAGGGUCUUUCAGUAUCUUCAUUGGUGACGGACCCAUAUAAAUAUGUGCAAUGAAUGAAAUAAAAUUCAUUCUUACGGAUCCUUAAACGCCCAUCGCAUAAACAAGCGUGGUCAACUGGUAAAUGCUACUGCGCUACCGGAACAACUCGAAGUUAUAAUUCGCCAGUAGAAAAGGCAUGAAACUGUCCGCCAAAGGAUUAGCAGACAGCUAUGUUAAGAUUGUAGCAUUAUAAACAGACGAAAUCGUCAAUGCGUGCCGUCCUUCCAACGAGAGGCCGACUACGCAAACUCAUAAGAUGAAACAGGAUAAAUUUGACCGCAGGUAUUUCGACUUGGACAUUUUGCAGUUUUUCUCCUUAAUUGUUCGAUUCCUCCCUCGCUCUUUAUUCGAGUUCUAGGGUUCAUUAAUAACAUUACUAUUCUAUCAUUACUCGCUGAUUAUGCGACACAUAAUAAAUAAAUCAAGAAUAACACUGACAAUACGAACAUUGAUAUUAAUUAUAUAUAUAUAUAUAUAUCGUUGUACUUCUUCAGUCUCAGUGCAGACACUUUCGAACGAUGGCGCACCACGUAUUUCGCUCUCGCUCUCUCGCUCUCUCUAUCUCUCUCUCUCUCUCUCUCUCUCUCUCUCUGAGGUUAAACUUUUCUCUCACUUCAGACACACAGUUAAUGACGAUGAUGAUGAUGAUGAUGAUGAUGAUGAUGAUGAUGCUUAUCAUAAACUAUUGUUCUUAUAUAUUUAUUAUCCUUCUUACAAGAUUAGUCAUUAAGCAAGCCAGCAACAAUGUAAUCCUAUUGCCAACAUAUAAACGAAAUGGUUACGAAAAUACGUCUCUCUAAACGCGGAUCGUUCCCUAAAAUAAUGCUAGCGACAUGUAAAACAAAACGUAUUGAAACUAUUCAUAAUAACUUACGAUAACAGAAUUCCCUAUUCUGACUGUGCUAGAAAUAAAAAUACUACCGCUGACAAAAUGCAGAGAAGGGCCUAAAGCACGACACAUUGACAGAUCGCAGCUGUAAAGAAGAGCCGAAUGACAUAAUCACAGCGACCGCUAGAGAUGGAAGGUAAAAGAGCAAUCAUAUGGAUGAUUAUUAUCAACAAUAAUUAUGGUGAGACUGAAAAACUAGUCAGCAAGGUAACGAUUAAGGAGAUGAAGAUGAUUUGUUGAUGUCGGCAAUGGUCUCUUUUGGCGCUCCGGUCUUCUUGAAUCCAGAUGCAUUGGACUAUAUAUUUUCACCUUGCAACGCCAACAGCGUUGCCGAAGCCAUCAUGGAUGAAUGAAACAAUAGGCAUGUACAUUGCUAUUGACAAGCAGGUUGCCCACUGCAAUAUUGGACUUGAUUGAUUAUUCGACAGAGGUUCGACUUCACUCACAAUCACUUAAUUCGUUGGACAAAUGGCUUGACGCGGUAUGCAAUAAGAACUCGCGUUGCUCAAUUAUCAACACAUGACCUACGCGAGUCCCCAGUAUCUGAUGAUCAGAUACUGUUAAGCACUCGUGGCAAUUAUUGCCGAUCCGAGAACGUAUCAAACCCUUCUGAUCGAAGUAUCUUUAGGCGUUCGCCAACUCCCUUCUACACACACAAGCUACAAUUGCACAGAAAGUCCGAAACAAUGUACGUGUUUACGGGAGACCCUGUAACGCUAGGUACCACUAGUUGGAGUAGUUUCGGAAUAGUGCGCCGUGACCGUUUGUGGCCAGACUAGAGUGCACGAGUAACGUAUCUCUCAUUCGAUUGAGCUGAUUACUAUCAGCGCCAUUAUGAAUAGCAGCUCCAUAUUGGUACCGGUCCAGGUUUGAAACCGUCUCGUGGACUUUAUUUUAUAUAUAUGCCCGACAGAGGCCUUGGUAGAUGCGUGUUACGAGAACAGUGGCACUCUAUUCUAUACAAAUGUGGUUUGAAAUCUACGAUUAUGGCGGAGCGGCCCUUGUACGCAAUGCCAUGGGUGUUGGCAUUCUCUAAUAGUCAGAAACGAAAAACCAGAGAUAGCGAAGCUGAGAAGACUCUGACUUGCGUGUCUGCAUCGGGGCUUGUUUAAGGGCUCGAGAUUUAAGGACACUGAAACCCCAAUACUGUACAUAAUGACCGAUAACCCGUUUCCUCGUUUGACCGUGCAAGGACGAGACGUAAUGUCAUGUUUGUAUAACUGAUGCAACUUGUUUUACACUCUAAUAUUACUGGACGCGGUAACACAUCCAUACACACUCAUCCAUACUUCAUCAGUCCAUCCAUCGCUUACACUCGACGAUCUACUAUUCAGACAGUAACGUAUAAACGAUGCAGCAUUGAAUGCCUAGGCAGCGAGGAAACAGACGAAAAUAUAAUAUAAGUCCAGCAACUUCGAAUAUGAAACCCUUGUAAAACUUUCAAAAUAGUAAGUUCAGAAUACAGUCAUUACAUACAAGCACCGACCCAAUUUGAUGUCUCUCCUUAAAGUGGUACCUCAAAGGUACAGCCUAGACAUCUACUACCUUAAAUCAAAUGCUACAGCAUUUUUUUUUUUAAUUUUAAUAAUUUCAUACCGAUUUUCAAUCAAUUCACAAAUCAGCCUUUAAUAAUAUCACUAGAGCAUGUUUUACUCUAUUCGGCGUAAUGCAAUUUUCAGUAACUCGUGUUCCUUAGCGGUUAGCAUAAUGUAAGGUCAAUGAUUCGCUCAGCAUCCAGUGCCAUUUCCGGUACGAUGUCUCUUCUACACUGUUACGAUGGAAGGGAUACAAAUAGCGAGAACAGUAAUAAUGAAAGCAAUGUACUUUCUUAUAUGUGAUGACAGUGAAGGAAGCUGGGCGAGGAAAGCGCACCUCAACGUUAACGAUGCCGUCUUGUGUCUUUUACUGGAUAACGAAAAGACCCACAACAGUGGUUGCGACGUUGCGCCCAUUUCCAAAACCCGGACGGCGCUUUCGGAUUUUGAAUUGCCGACCCUCCUUAGACACUGAAACUGGACAUGCGCAGAUUAAAGGUCACUGGUACUAAAUAGAAAUACAGUUAAAUAAACCUGAACCACAGACGAGUGAGGGCGAAUGCUACUUCUCAUUUCAAUUUGAGUACAAUUUAAGUACGAAGUAGCAUCAAUAAAUCAAAGGUGACUAGAGAACUCCACGCACGACGCGCACGCCCUCAGUACGCACAAGAGGGUCCAUGUUGUUUGAUAAUGAUUUUUUAAUCCGUAGUCGAACUUACAUAUCAAAUACAAGCGGCGCGUCAUCUCUAAUCACUAUGACUCCGUUUGACGGGCUGGUACGACGAUAUUAACGCACUGCACGUAAAUGUUGACCAGCCGUUUGGACGCUAUUUUCGAGAGCAUUGCCCAUAACAACAAUGGAUAAAGAGAGAAAAAUGGCUACGCGCAAGCUAUAAAUGCUGUGCUCAUUACUUUCCAAUGAAUUUAUUGUAUAGUUAGAACACCUCGAUGGGUUAUCAUGAUAAUGCACAUGUUUGCAUCAGAUCUCUCACUCGUCUCACAACAUGUUUUCCCAUUUACAUGAUUUUCGAUACGUGCUGCCCUUAACGUACAGUGUCAUAUGCAAUGUCUUCUAUCGGAGGGUCAGGGUGAUUACCGGAACUUGUUUAUAUAUAACCAGAUUGCUAUUCCUAAAAUAAUAUACACUAAUAAUUUAAAAUGGGUUAAUAUUAGACUAUUAUGAUAAUAAUAAACAUUAAUAACAGCAUUAAAAGCUUAGCGGUAUUAUUACUAAACUAUAAUAAAAAACAAGCAAACAAACAAACAAACAAACAAAUGGAGCAACUCAAAUAGAAAAAAAAAGCAUGUGUUAACGCAAGAGGAAGCAACGGACGAUUAUAUAUACAUAUAAUAACAAUUAAAAUGAUUACGAUUAUUAUUAUUAUGAUGGUGAUGAUGAUGGAAAUCACAUCAUUUAUACAUUAUUAUUAUUAUUGCAAUUACAAAAGUUAUGCACUAAGAAAUAGAGUAGAGCGGGAUAUUACUGCUAGUGAUGCGCUUUGAUUUGGAAUGAAACUAAAAAAUGGCAAUAGGGAAUAGUAAGAGCGUAAUGAUAAUGAUGAUUAAUACACAUGUUAGGUAUGCAAACGAAAAAUUUAUGGAAAAUAUACUUAAUGUUUCUGCUGGGAAAAAUCGUUUCUGCUCACAAUGAGACAGCAGACAGCACUACAGCGACACCUAUCGUCACAAUAAGAAUAAUAGUAUCGCUAGGUCAUGUAAGAGAGACGGCAGAAUUUCGAAAUGAGUAUGAAUGAGACAAAAUACCGAUUAUAGUAACGGAACAGCAGCGGGAAAAAAAAACAAAAAGCAGACGACCGUAAAAAAGGACGAUUGCUGUAAAAGGAGAGAAAGGUGAAAUGUACGAAAUAUAAAAGAAGCAGAGCAAAAGGGAACGAAAAAUAACGAGUAAAUGGAAAAAGCAAAAGUGCAGAAAUAUAUUACCAUGCUACACUACUGCUGUCGGUGAAGAGAGAAUGGGGGGCAUGGACGAACGAAGCAAGGAGAGGGGCACAGGAGAAGGGACGGUUUGAAACAACUCCUCACCUACGCGACGAUAGGCAUAGACAAACUCAGUCGUAGCUAUCGAUGAGGAAUAAAGGAAAGCAAACAAGACAGAGACUGUGUUUGUAUAAUUAGUAAUGAGUCGGUGGGAAUUAUAAUAUUAUUACCGGUAAUUAUAUUGAGAAUACUGUUGCUGACAUGAUCAGAUCACUAUACUAAUGGUGAGCAUGAGAUGAUAAUAUUGAUAAUAAUAAUUAUCAUUACAAUAACAAUAAUCACAAUAACUGAUAAACUACUGCAGAUAAAGAUAGCGCGAUGAGGAUGCGACGGUGAUCAAUUUGGUUGAUUAUUAUCAGUAUAAGGACGGUCAUAAUAACUAUUGCACGACAUUAAUCAUUAUUGCGGCAAAUUUCUAACGAUGGUAUCCUGGUAACAUAGCGAAAGAGAUAGACACGAAAAGCUACUGCGCUGAUGUGAAGCAUAAAAGAACGGAACGGCCAUCAAGAGAGAGGCGAGCUACUUUUUUGCUUUCGUGUGAGUCUGGUGUGUUGAGACGCGCCUCGCGCCCGACGCGAGGACAUCUCCUGCUUUCUGGGUAUAGCGUUGCGUACGUGUAGCAAGGGUGUAUUUAGCACCAGCAAAAAAAAAAAAA
Varroa destructor (honeybee mite) is the source of this 15447-nucleotide messenger RNA. RefSeq names its product serine/threonine-protein phosphatase 2B catalytic subunit 2-like. The record is from RefSeq and is a predicted model, not a curated record. Gene Ontology annotation, molecular function: calmodulin-dependent protein phosphatase activity. Gene Ontology annotation, biological process: calcineurin-mediated signaling. Lineage: Eukaryota; Metazoa; Arthropoda; Arachnida; Mesostigmata; Varroidae.